This is a messenger RNA of Ziziphus jujuba (common jujube), 611 nucleotides long. Its product is annotated as histone H4. The coding region runs from base 109 to 420 and encodes 103 amino acids. Gene Ontology annotation, molecular function: DNA binding; protein heterodimerization activity; structural constituent of chromatin. Gene Ontology annotation, biological process: nucleosome assembly. NCBI's taxonomy places the organism in Eukaryota, Viridiplantae, Streptophyta, Magnoliopsida, Rosales, Rhamnaceae. Gene Ontology annotation, cellular component: nucleosome. The record is from RefSeq and is a predicted model, not a curated record. The transcript has a single exon.
AACUCCUCCAUCAAUUCUCACCAAUCAAAAUUAUCAACUUCUAGCAUUAGAAAGCACAAGUUUCAAAUCUAAAAUCCUUUUCUCAACUCGAAAAAUCUCUUAACGGAAAUGUCAGGCCGUGGAAAGGGAGGCAAGGGUUUGGGCAAAGGAGGAGCCAAGCGUCAUAGGAAGGUUCUCAGGGACAACAUCCAGGGUAUCACCAAGCCUGCGAUUCGCCGUCUGGCACGUAGAGGCGGUGUGAAGCGUAUCAGUGGUCUGAUCUACGAGGAGACCAGAGGAGUCCUCAAGAUCUUCCUGGAAAAUGUGAUCCGUGACGCCGUGACUUACACUGAGCACGCUAGGAGGAAGACGGUCACCGCCAUGGAUGUUGUUUAUGCCUUGAAAAGGCAAGGAAGGACUCUUUAUGGUUUUGGUGGUUGAUUUUUCUUUUUCUAUUUUUUAGGUCCUUUUUUUUUAUGGUGUAUCUGUAAUAGUAGUUUAGAGAUGGUUGUAGUUGUAGAUCUUGGCUCUAGAUCUGAAAAAUCCAUGGUUUAUUUGGUUUUUCGUUGGGUGUUCUAUUGUUCUUGUAAGUCGUACUUUCUCAUUUAAAAAGUAAACAAUGAUUUGCCAGA